AUGGGCUUCAAGAACCUCUUUCAGAAACGGACGGAGGAUGUCUACGCCGACGCCGACAUUCCUAGAGAGUCGGUCUCUACGGCAGAGCGUGAGAAAGCCGCGCACGAUGUCGUCGAUACACCUAUCCCGCUGUUGACCUGGCGCUCUGCCCUUAUGGGUGUGUUUGUCUCCAUGGGUGGCUUCCUGUUCGGAUACGACACUGGUCAGAUCUCGGGAUUCCUGGAAAUGGAAAACUUUUUGGAACGGUACGGCCAGCAGGCUGCUGAUGGGACCUUCCAGUUCAGCAAUGUGCGCUCGGGUUUGAUCGUUGGUUUGUUGUCAAUCGGUACUUUGAUCGGUGCCUUGGUCGCAGCUUUCAUUGCUGAUCGUAUAGGACGGAAGUGGUCAAUUAGCGGUUGGUGUGUGAUUGUCUGCGUUGGUAUUACCGUGCAGAUUUCCUCGCCUUCUGGCAAGUGGUAUCAAAUUGCUGUGGGCCGUUUGGUUGCCGGUUUGGGCGUUGGUGCUUUGUCUUUGCUGGUGCCCAUGUACCAGGCCGAGUCUGGACCGAGACAUAUUCGAGGAUCAUUGAUCAGUACCUACCAGUUGUUCAUCACCCUGGGUAUCUUCAUCGCCAACUGCAUCAACUUCGGAACGGAAGCCAACACCAACACUUCAUCAUGGCGCAUCCCCAUGGGAAUCACCUAUCUCUGGGCCACCAUCUUGGGCUUCGGAAUGGCAAUGUUUCCCGAAAGUCCCCGCUACGACUACCGCCACGGCAAAGUCGACAAGGCCAUUGACACACUAUCCAAGAUCUACGGCGUCCCCCGUAACCAUCGCGCCCUCCACAUAGAAUUCGACGAGAUCAAACAAAAGUACGAAGAAGAAGUCCGCAACGGCCAAGUGACCUGGAUGCAAAUGUUCCGCGCUCCAACAAUGAAAUACCGCGUCGCCGUCGGUGUAGCCCUCCAAGCUCUGCAGCAGCUCACCGGUGCAAACUACUUCUUCUACUACGGUACCACCGUCUUCAAGGGCGCUGGUAUCCACAACAGUUACGUGACCCAGAUGAUUCUCGGCGGUGUCAAUUUCGGCACUACAUUCCUGGGUCUGUAUCUUAUCGAACACUAUGGUCGUCGUCGCUCGUUGAUCGCAGGUGCAUUGUGGAUGUUCGUCUGCUUCAUGAUCUUUGCUUCUGUGGGCCACUUCUCUCUCGAUCGUGAGAACCCCGAGAACACAAAACCCGCCGGAGUAGCCAUGGUCGUCUUCGCCUGCCUCUUCAUCCUCGGCUUCGCAAGUACAUGGGGUCCCAUGGUAUGGACCAUCGUCGCUGAGUUAUAUCCCUCGCAGUACCGUGCGCGCGGCAUGUCCCUCGCCACCGCAUCAAAUUGGCUCUGGAACUUCCUGCUGGCAUUCUUUACGCCAUUUAUCGUCAGCGCUAUCGAUUUCCGAUUCGGGUAUGUCUUUGCAGGUUGUUUGUUCCUUGCGGCGGGUUUGGUUUACUUCGCUGUUAUUGAGGGUCAGGGACGGACGCUGGAGGAAAUUGAUACUAUGUACCUCAUGAAGGUUAAGCCGUGGAAGAGCUCGAAGUUUGAGUUCCCGGCUGAUCCUGGUGUGAUUCGGGGUUCGUUUGAUAAGGGGCAAGGGGGUUCGGCUCAUGUGGCGAAUCCGGCUUCUGGUGUGCUGCAGGAGGAUACUGUUCCUACUGUGCCAGAGACACGAGCUGAGGCUUAA
This is a messenger RNA of Penicillium subrubescens, 1707 nucleotides long. Its product is annotated as sugar porter family MFS transporter. Gene Ontology annotation, cellular component: plasma membrane. The coding region runs from base 1 to 1707 and encodes 568 amino acids. Gene Ontology annotation, biological process: carbohydrate transport; transmembrane transport. The record is from RefSeq and is a predicted model, not a curated record. Gene Ontology annotation, molecular function: carbohydrate:proton symporter activity. The transcript is spliced from 3 exons. Lineage: Eukaryota; Fungi; Ascomycota; Eurotiomycetes; Eurotiales; Aspergillaceae.